This is a messenger RNA of Dovyalis caffra, 1722 nucleotides long. Lineage: Eukaryota; Viridiplantae; Streptophyta; Magnoliopsida; Malpighiales; Salicaceae. The record is from the annotation of a GenBank genome assembly.
AUGUUAUGGGCACUCGUUCUGUUUUUAUUGGUGCCUGCUACUUCAAGCCUUCACGAUCGCCAGAGUGGUCCGACCAAAUUUAGACACCAAGAGGUAGUGGCACGGCAUGGUGCUGUUGCUACUGAUGAUGGUAGAUGUUCAAGGAUUGGGAUUGAUGUUCUUCGUGAAGGCGGACAUGCUAUUGAUGGAGCUGUAGCCGCUGCCCUUUGCUUAGGAGUUGUGAGUCCAGCAUCAAGUGGCAUUGGUGGAGGAGCCUUUAUGCUAAUCAGACUAGCCAGUGGAGAGGUGCAGGCCUUUGACAUGAGAGAAACUGCGCCAAUUCGAGCUUCUGAGAAUAUGUAUAAUGGCAAUGCUACUCUAAAAGAAAGCGGUGCCCUUUCCGUUGCUGUCCCAGGAGAACUUGCUGGUCUUUACAAAGCUUGGAAACAACAUGGAAGGCUUCCAUGGGAAAGGCUUCUAAGGCCAGCUGAGAAGCUUGCUCGCAGAGGAUUCAAGGUUUCACGAUACCUCCGCAUGCAGAUGGAAAGGACACAAGCAGGUAUUUUGGCGGAUAAAGGGCUUCGCAACGUAUUUACAUCAAAUGGUGAUAUCUUGCAACCGGGCGAAAUCUGUUAUAACAAGAAACUAGCAGACACAUUAAGAACAAUUUCAAAAGAAGGAGUGGAGGCCUUCUAUAAAGGAACAAUCGGAUUCAAUUUGGUAAGAGAUAUUCAGAAGCUUGGUGGGAUACUGACAAUAGAGGACUUGCAGAGAUAUCAAGUUAGAGUUAGAGAACCGAUCAGCACUAACCUCCUAGGCUACAAAAUAAUCGGAAUGCCUCCUCCUUCUUCCGGGGGUGCUUCAAUGAUGCUUAUUCUGAAUAUUCUCGUUCAGUACGGAUUCCCUAAAGGCAUUUCUGGCCCCCUUGGGUUCCAUCGACUAAUUGAAUCUUUAAAGCAUGCAUUCGCUACUAGAAUGAAUCUUGGCGAUCCGGACUUUGCUAAUGUUACUCAAGUCAUAUCAGAUAUGAUCUCUCCAAAAUUCGCAGAAGAGUUGAAGAAAACCAUUUAUGACAACAGGACUUUUGAUCCUGUUCAUUAUGGUGGCAGAUGGAACCAGAUUAUUGAUCACGGCACAAGUCAUACAUCCAUCGUAGACAGUGAGAGAAAUGCUGUCUCCAUGACCAACACCGUGAAUGCAUACUUUGGGGCACAAAUAUUGUCUCCAAGUACAGGAAUUGUUCUGAAUAAUGAAAUGGACGAUUUCUCCAUGCCUAGGAACGAUACUGGGAAUGUUGCACCGCCUAAUUUCAUCAGGGCAGGGAAGAGACCGUUAUCAUCUAUGGCGCCUACUAUUGUGUUGAAGGAUGAGAAACUGAAAGGUGUGGUAGGUGCAAGUGGGGGAGCCAUGAUCAUUGCUGGGACUACAGAGGUUUUGUUAAAUCAUUUUGCCAAGGAAAUGGAUCCACUCUCUUCUGUCUUGGCUCCAAGGGUCUAUCAUCAGCUAAUUCCCAAUGUAGUACAGUACGAGAAUUGGACAACAUUGUUUGGCGACCACUUCGAACUACCUGGUGAUGUUAGGGCAUCCCUCCAGAAGAAAGGCCAUGUCAUGCAAGGCGUUGCUGGUGGGACCAUUUGUCAGUUUAUCGUUCAAGACUUAGAGACUACCAAAGCAAAUGAACUGAAGGGAAAGCUAAUUGGAGUUAGUGAUCCAAGGAAAGGUGGGUUUCCAGCUGGUUAUUAA